CAGACACAGACUCAGACUCAGACUAGGACUCGGGCUCGGACACGGUCACGGACUCGGACACGGACUCGGACUCGGACUCGGAUUCGGUCACGGACACGGACUCCGUCUCGGACUCGAACACGGACACGGUCACGGACUCGGUCACACGGACUCGGACUCAGACACGGACUCGGUCACGGACACGGACUCGGUCACAGACUCGGUCACACAGACUCGAACUCAGUCACGGAAUCGAACACGGACUCGGACUCGGACACGGACACGGACUCGGACACAGACUCAGACUCGGACACGGACACGGACACGGACUCGGACUCGGACUCGGACACGGACACGGACUCGGACUCGGACACGGACUCGGACACGGACACGGACUCGGACACGGACACGGACUCGGACACGGACUCGGACUCGGACUCGGACACGGACUCGGACACGGACACGGACUCGGACAGAAUCGGACUCGGACAUGGACUCGGACACGAACUCGGACUUGGACACGGACACGGACUCGGACUCGGACACGGACUCGGACUCGGACUCGGACACGGACUCGGACAUUAAUUUACAGUUAGUUUGAUGCUAAAAGCUCAUUUACACAUUAUAAUAACUCUUCAUCUAGAAGUCAACAAAACUCUGUUGAAAUAGAUUAAUACAAAAUAUGUUAAAAUAGAAAAUAGAAAUAGAUUAACACAAACACUAUAUUAAAUACUUUAUUAAAUAA
Molecule: messenger RNA, 724 nt
Organism: Sebastes umbrosus (honeycomb rockfish)
Lineage: Eukaryota; Metazoa; Chordata; Actinopteri; Perciformes; Sebastidae
Product: aspartate and serine-rich protein-like
Exons: 1
Source: RefSeq, a predicted model, not a curated record